This is a messenger RNA of Erythranthe guttata (spotted monkey flower), 1200 nucleotides long. The record is from RefSeq and is a predicted model, not a curated record. Lineage: Eukaryota; Viridiplantae; Streptophyta; Magnoliopsida; Lamiales; Phrymaceae.
AAGGCUCCCAGAAAGAUUACUGAAUUUGCAUGGCAGUUGACAACUAGCAUAUUUUGGAAGCUGCCUCGGUGUAGAGUCACAUGCUUCGGUUUUAGGGUUUUUUUUGUAUUCUUUCUCCACUUACUGUUACUAUUUAACACAGUCCCAUCUAUUACUCUUCUGUACCACCGAAACUCAACCAACAAUAAUAAUGGAGUACUCCUCAAAGAUGUUAGCUCUCUUUCUCAUUUCCAUGCUCUCCGUUUCAGCCUCCGCCUCUCGCAUUAUCGAAAAAGACUGUGCCCCUAAAACCCCCUCCGUAAAACCCCCUUCCACUAUCCCUAAGCUGCCCGUUCCACCUGUCACUAUCCCUAAGCUGCCCGUUCCACCCGUCUCAAUUCCCAAAUUGCCCCUCCCACCGGUCUCAAUUCCCAAACUACCCCUCCCACCCGUAGCUGUCCCUAAACUGCCCCUCCCACCAGUAGCUGUCCCAAAACUGCCCCUCCCACCAGUAGCAGUGCCGAAACUGCCCCUCCCACCAGUCACAUUGCCCAAUCUGCCAUUGCCGCCAGUGGCAAUCCCCAAACUGCCCCUCCCACCAGUUGGAAUCCCUCCAGUGCUGGACCCACCAACCACCGGAACAGCCUGCCCGCCGCCACCCGGGAAAGCGUCAGAAAGCUGCCCGAUAGACACACUGAAGCUGGGUGCAUGCGUGGAUCUUCUAGGUGGGCUGGUCCACAUUGGAUUGGGAGAUCCAGCUGUGAAUGAAUGCUGCCCGAUAAUAUCGGGGCUUGUCGAGGCUGAAGCUGCAGUAUGCUUGUGCACAACUCUUAAAAUCAAAGCCCUAAACCUCAAAUUAUAUGUCCCUAUUGCUCUUCAGCUUCUCGUCACCUGUGGAAAGUCACCACCUCCUGGCUACGAAUGCUCUAUCUAGAUUCCACUUGGUUUGCUAGCUAGAUGGAUUGAAGAAUCCAAAUCGACAUGAGAGGAUGUCGGGCUCGCAUGCAUGGGUUUCGUUUUCGUUAUUUGCUUGUUCUCUUCCGAUUCUUCAUUUUUUAUUUUGAAUUUAUUUAUUUUUCUUGUUGGAAUUAAUUGAUGAUGUUUGCCAUUGUUUGGUCGACACCAUUUGAUUGUGUAAAAUUAUGUCAUAUUACUCAUGUAUUGUUUAACUCGUUGAAGAGAAAAAAAGCAAUUAAUCAAAAAUAUUGAUGUCUUAUUUAA